UUUGAAUUUUUUGUUAUUUUUAUUUAAUAUUUAAAUAUUUAUUUAUUUUUCUCAUUUUUUAAUUUGUGCGUUUUUUGUUAAAUUUUUUCGAUUUUUAUUAAUUUUUUUGUUUAUUUAUUAAUUAAAUAAUUAUUUUUGAAAAAAAAAACUGUUUUUAACCUGUUCAACCAGUCAUUUUUCUUGAUUGGAGGUUUUUUAUGAUAAAAAUGUCACUUUGAAGGUUAAAAGUGCUAACGAAAAAACUUCAAGGUUUAAAGUGCUAGUAACUGACACUUUCAAGGUUUUUUAUGUGAUUUUCCCAAUAGAAUUCUGUUAAGGGUAAGCGUACUAGAUUAAUUAUUUUUGUUAUCCAUGGUAAUUAGAACCAAGAUCUCAGAGCACCUCUAAUGAGGGUUCUCUACAUGAAUUUCUAAAAAAUACAUAUAUGUAUAUAUAUAUUUAAAUAAUAUUUAUAUAUAUAUACAUAUAUGUAACUUUUAGAAAUUCACGUAUAGAAAUCCCUGUUGAUUGCUCUUGCUAACUGGAGGUGAAAACUACCGUUAAACACAACUCGUCCACCAGGUUUUCUAAAUAGACCGGGACCAUCGCCAAUGAUUUUGUUUCAAAUAUGACUCGAGUUCAUGUAGAAGCGAGUUUAGACCACAUUCUGACUCGAACUACCACUUAACAAACGAUAGUAGGUUUCAAGACACCUGAUAUGAAUAGUAUUGCUAAAACUGAAUUAAUGUCUCUGAUGAAAAUAUAUAACUAUAUGUUUUUCAAGAUAUAUCGACUGAUAAGCAAUAUUAAUUCAUUCCGAGAGAUAAGUAACACUAAUAAUGUCAAUAUAGAUAGUUAGGAAACUUCAAAUGCAUUUUCUCGAAGUGAACUAGAUGGAAUUUUGGUCCAGGAGUUUUUGGCCAGCCCUAGCUAGUGCUAUACAGCAAAAGGUUAAGUAUGCUUACGUUGUGGUAUACCGAAUCAAUAAGUGAACCGGUCAGCCAUUUCUUUGGGAAACAGAACCGGGAAGGGUUACAGGCAAGUGGAGCCACGCGCACGAGCGCUGAUGGUGAACUUUGUCAGGUAAAGAAUAAUAAAAAAUAUUUAAAAGAUCAAAACUUCAGCUAGAAUCCAAAAGCAAAGGAGAAGAAGGUAUCAUGUGCCAUUUUUGAGUUAUUAUUAUUAAAAACAUGAAUAAGUAAGAACCAGAAUUAAUAAAUAAAAAGUUCAAUAAAAAAGAAUCAGAAAAAAUCAUUUUUCCUCUAUCUUUCUGCAAGAUGUCCAUGAUGAUUAUUAUUAGAGAGAGACAGGAACAACAAGAAACCAUCUAGAAGAAGGAAACAUAACAUCAUUAUAUAGUUUUUAAGGGCAUUUCCAAUACCACACAAAAAUUUCAUUUAUAUUUCAUACUAAAAUAUAUCAAUUCUAUUAUAGAGUUUGAUUUGAUUUUAUUGUUCAUUCUAUAAUAGAGUUAAUCUAUAAUAGAGUGAAAUAUAUAAUAAUAUUAUUUUUUUAUUUUAUAUUGGGAGUGAAAAAACAACACACUAUAUUAUAGAGUAAUUUUAUUAUAGAGUGAAUUAUUUGAACAAAUCCAAAAGAAGAUUGAAAUAUAAAGAAGAUUUUUGUGUACCAUUGGAGAUGGUCUAAGGGAGGUAAGAAGAUCCGGAAGAAGCCCCAAUAGUACAAGAAACAUCAGUUAGGACCAACACAAUAUCAGGUUUUCUAGAGAGAGAAAGUUAGACUUUGCAGAGAGAGAGAGGAACCAAAAGAAAGUAAAGAGUUGCAGUGUUCUUUUUCUCCUCCUGUGAGCAGAAAGAAAUAAAGUCAAAAGUUACAGUAGAUUGCAAGAUUCUUCUUCUUCUUUGCUCAUCAGAGAUUUUGUUUUGUAGAUUCUUUUUUUCAUAAAAGAAGGAAUCGUUUAUAGGUUUAUGGUUGUAUGCAUUGGAGUUGUGUGAUGUGUUGUUUACUUAUUAGGGAAUAGAAACAAUUUUUAUUCAUUUCUAUUAGUUUUUUUUUGUAUUUAUAAUCUGUAAGGAUUAGGGUUUUGAUUUAUAUCAGCUGUGGCAACCACGAGGAGGCAUAACCUACCGAUGUCGGAUUCCGGUGCCUUCACGGACUGGACGGCGGCGGCAACGACGACGACAUCUUCCCGCGCCACCGAGGAUCUAUCUCUUGGUUUCAAUGCUGGUCCCGCCGUUGUCCACGGUGGUUUAGCCUCAGCUUCCGCCGCCGCCGCCGGCGUUCCAUCAUGGCCUCCUGGAUCCUCUGUCCGGUACGGCCUCCCGUCGGCGGCGGCGACUGAGAUGGGCAUGGUCGGUUUAAGAGACGUCUACCUUGUUGCUCCGGCGUACCACCACCACCAGAACGUUGGACUUGUAUCUGGAUCCGAUCAGAUUAAUAGUAAUGCAGCGGCGGCUUCGCUCGGCGUCGGAGUUAUUCCUCUUCUCACAGCGGCUCCGGCGCAGCAGCAGCAUCAAAACGUGGAAGACACCGACAUUAACUUCGUCGGAAACAGCCGGCGAUGGCAGCACAAUGACAGCAGCAACAACCAGACGGAGUAUCUUCACUUCAAGAGUACGACGGUGGCCUCGACUUCGAACAACUCGGGGUCGGGCUCAGCGGGAACCGCCACGUGUCAAGACUGUGGUAACCAGGCCAAGAAAGAGUGUAAGCAGAGGCGGUGCAGGACGUGCUGCAAGAGCCGUGGCUUUGAUUGUUCGACUCACGUGAAGAGCACGUGGGUCUCUGCGGCUCGUAGGAGAGAGAGGCAGGUCAUGCCCACAACGGCUGGCUCGUCUCCGUCGACCUCCUCAGGGACCAAGAAGCCGAGGAUCGCCGGGGCUCAACAACAAGCCACUUCUCAUACUUCAACUUCUAACACGCCUCCUCAAAGUUUCGAUACUAGCUCCAGCCAAAAAGACGGAGGGUCAAGAGAAGCGUGGCCGGGACAAGUUAGGGCCGCAGCGGUGUUCAAGUGUGUGAAAGUGACGGCAAUGGAGGACGGGGGCGACGAGUACGCUUACCAGGCGGUGGUGAAAAUCGGUGGACAUAUCUUUAAAGGCUUCUUGUAUGAUCAAGGGCUUGAACCUAAAGAAGGUUUUCCUAAUAUGUCGGAUUUGCAUUUAGGUGGGGGAGCCAGUAACCACAACGUUGUGUCUGCCUCGCAGCCUAUUCUCGACCCGCCAAAUGUCUAUGGUGGUGGUGGUGGUGCAGGCGCUGGGUUUUACAGUUAAACCAUAUCUAUUAAAAAAAAAAUCCAACUGGGGUUGGAUACAAAUGAAUAGUUCACUAACUCUAUUGUAUGAAUUGUUCAUGUGGACGAUACUACUUUCUAAUGCUGGAAAAAAAAUUCUCGGCAGAAAUUUUACCUUAAUUGGUGUUGGAA
Messenger RNA from Brassica rapa (field mustard), 3364 nucleotides. RefSeq names its product protein LATERAL ROOT PRIMORDIUM 1. The record is from RefSeq and is a predicted model, not a curated record. Gene Ontology annotation, molecular function: DNA binding; DNA-binding transcription factor activity. Gene Ontology annotation, biological process: positive regulation of DNA-templated transcription. Gene Ontology annotation, cellular component: nucleus. NCBI's taxonomy places the organism in Eukaryota, Viridiplantae, Streptophyta, Magnoliopsida, Brassicales, Brassicaceae.